This is a messenger RNA of Dunckerocampus dactyliophorus (ringed pipefish), 2970 nucleotides long. RefSeq names its product dual specificity phosphatase 4 (gene dusp4). Gene Ontology annotation, biological process: negative regulation of MAPK cascade; protein dephosphorylation; endoderm formation. Gene Ontology annotation, cellular component: cytoplasm; nucleus. Lineage: Eukaryota; Metazoa; Chordata; Actinopteri; Syngnathiformes; Syngnathidae. The transcript is spliced from 4 exons. The record is from RefSeq and is a predicted model, not a curated record. The coding region runs from base 219 to 1325 and encodes 368 amino acids. Gene Ontology annotation, molecular function: MAP kinase tyrosine/serine/threonine phosphatase activity; protein tyrosine/threonine phosphatase activity.
GGAGAAACAAUCGUGGAGAGAAACACCGAGUGAGAGAAAGGGGGAGGUCGCGGUAACAAUGAGCUCCACGGGAGGCGAGAUGAUCGCAUAGAGGAGCGCAGCGUCGUUGGGGGGGGCGGGCAUCCACGCGGGAUCCGUCCGCGCGCAAACACACACCGGAGGCGAGAAGCCACAGCGAGUCAAGUCCGCAGAAGAACCCCCAGCACGAGUGACGCGCCAUGGAGGAGCUGUGCGAGAUGGACUGCACGGUGCUCAAGCGGCUCCUGAAGGAGGACGGCGCCCGGUGCCUUCUGCUCGACUGCCGCUCCUUCCUCGCCUUCAGCGCGGGACACAUCCGAGGGGCCGUCAACGCCCGAUGCAACACUAUCGUCCGCCGCAGGGCCAAGGGCUCCGUGCUCAGCCUGGAUCAGGUCCUAGCCGGGGACGAUGAGGUUCGGGCCCGCCUUCGCUCCGGGAUGUACUCGGCCGUGGUGCUGUACGACGAGAGGACGCCGGACACGGACACGGUAAAGGAGGACAGCACGGUGAGCCUGGUGCUCCAUGCACUGUGCAGGGACUCCGCCACCACGCACAUCUACUUUCUCAAAGGUGGCUACGACAGGUUUUUCACCGAGUACCCCGAGUUUUGUUUGAAGACGAAAUCCCUGCCGUCCCUCACGAGCCAGUCCAGCGUCGAAUCAUCAUGCUCGUCCUGCGGAACACCGCACCACGACCAGGGUGGACCCGUUGAGAUCCUCCCGUUCCUCUACUUGGGUAGUGCCCUCCACGCCUCCAAAAAGGAAUUUCUGGAUGCCAUCGGAAUCUCGGCGCUGCUCAACGUGUCAUCCGACUGUCCCAACCACUUUGAGGGCACGUACCAGUACAAGUGCAUCCCUGUGGAGGACAACCACAAAGAAGACAUCAGCUGCUGGUUUCUGGAGGCCAUUGAGUUCAUCGACUCAGUGCGGGACUCCAGCGGGAGGGUCCUGGUCCACUGUCAAGCGGGCAUCUCUCGCUCUGCCACCAUCUGCCUGGCCUACCUGAUGAAGAGGAAGCGCGUGCGCCUGGAUGAGGCCUUUGAGUUUGUGCGGCGGCGCCGCAGCAUCAUCUCGCCCAACUUCAGCUUCAUGGGCCAGCUGCUGCAGUUCGAGUCGCAGCUCCUGGCCACUUCGUGCGCCGCAGAGGCCGCCGCCACGGCCAGCCCCUUGCUGGGACCCAAGUCAUCCACGGGCGCUGCGUCAGCGACGGGGACGCCCACCUCGCCGUUCAUCUUCAACUUCCCCGUGUCGGUGGUGAACCCCGCCUACCUGCACCACAACCCCAUCACCACGUCACCUGGCUGCUGAUGGCCGCUGAUGGCGCUCCCCUGAAAGCGAGCACAGACACGAGGGACAGCGGGCGUGGUAUAUACAUGCUUCCAGGGUGGGGGUCAGAGGUCACUGGUGGUGCCUGAUCCGAACCCUCAGAAACCAGCUCCUCCUUCUAACUGACCAAAAAUAGACUUUAAAGGAGUUUGUGUGUGUGUGUGUGUGUGUGUGUGUUGGACCUGAGGCGACACAACAACACACUCAUGACUAACAAGUGAAUAAGCUCAGUUGCCUGUUGCCAUGGAGACCGCAGGUCUUUAAGGAGAGGAGAUGGACGCAGGAAGGAAGCAGGAAUUUUAAGCACCCGCUCCUUCCUCCUUUGGCGCUCCUCCUGCUGCCACACAAAGGACACGGAUGGUGUGUGUGUGUGUGCGUGUGUGUGUGUGUGUGUGGUGGUGGUGGUUGUUAGGGGGGUGGCGAUAGAAAGCAGGGGCCUCCUCAGUGACAGGUGCUCUGCUGUCGGGCCGACCGGAGUUUCCUGUCUGUCCUCUUCCUCUCUCACUUACACACACACGCAAACAGACCUUCCUCUCAUCUCCUUUUAUGUUCCUCCUCUUCAUCUCAUCUCUGCCUCUCAUCUUCACCGCAUCCUCGUCUCAGAUCUUCAUCUUCCUCUCUUCCCUGACAAGGCAACACAAAUAAAAUGAGUAAAGUGAGGAGGAGAAAAGGCCAGGAAAGCCCUGCUUACCUUUCCACCGUGGCACUUACGCAUGCAUAGCAUCUCCACCUUUUUGGGCUGAAAGGUACUUGCACCGCUGACGUAGAUGCACAUACAGGCACCAUUUUUAAACUUCACUCAUUUUGAAAAACUUAGAACAGGGGUGUCCAAACUGUUUUUUUUUUUUGCAAUUAAACAAGAAAAUUAAUAAAAACAGCAACAGUUACAAAAAUCUUACAAGGAAUCUUGCAAGGAAAAAAGUCAAUUUUACAAGAAUAAAAUCGGAAUAUUAUGCGAAAAGAAUGUAAUUUUAGAAGCAUAAAGUUAAAAUAGUACAGGAAAUUUAUUGAAAAUUUAAAUAUGAAUGUAUUUAAUUCUCAUAUGAAAUACAAAUUAAAUAGGAUUUUUAAAUUUAGUUUGGGAAAUAGUUAUUACCAGAAAAAGUUAUUACCCCUAACCCUAACAGUUAUUACCAGAAUAAAGUCAAAAUAUUAUGGGAUUAAAGUCAUAAUAUUACAAGAAAAAGAACAUUUACAAGAAGAAAACUGAAAUAUUUGAAAAAUUAAAAAAAGAAAGAAAAAGCGCAAAGCAUUGGAAUGUUUGGAAUCACAUUUGAAUAAUACAUUUUUUCACCGAUAUCACUAAGGUGAGAUCUUCUUGGCGUAUCUUUUCUUAAGUUGACCAAAACGUAAACUAUCUAAGUGGCCCCCGCAUCCUUUGAUUUUUUUUUGUAUGCAGCCUUUGCUGGAAAAACUUUGGACACCCCUGACUUAGAUGCUAAAAUGUGCAAAAUCGUCCUUUUAAGAUGUGGCUGCCUUCUGUGUAACGACACAGCAACACACUGUCAUCUUUUCCUCAACACAACGGAGAAAUAUAACCAGAAAUCGCAUUCUUGGCAAACUCAGGUGGUUCGUUUCAACAUUAAGCUACUAAAUAUACUAUUUUUUUUUUUUUUUUUUUUUUAAA